Molecule: messenger RNA, 1971 nt
Organism: Podarcis raffonei (Aeolian wall lizard)
Lineage: Eukaryota; Metazoa; Chordata; Lepidosauria; Squamata; Lacertidae
Gene: PRR15
Product: proline rich 15
Exons: 2
Coding region: 1135-1536 (133 amino acids)
Source: RefSeq, a predicted model, not a curated record
CAGGAACUGCUGUGUUAUCCCGUGUUUUGUGGGACAUGUGGACUCUGCAGCUGCUUCAGUUUUGCUGUGAUUGCUUAGGGUUGCCUGGAUGAAUCAGGCACACUAGUUCAGCCCCCAGAGCCCAGACAACCACCCCCUACAGACACAUCCUAAGACUUAUCACAACUUGGGAACACGUGGCCUAAGACGCCACACAAAAUGUGGGCAACGGAAAGCACUCUACGAAACAAGCAGGGUUUUACGAAGCCUUAAGAGAACGGUUGUGCCUGGCUCUCUCUCAUCCCUGCUCCUAGCCAAAUGGUCACAUGGGCACCAAGACUGCCAGAAGCGGGGAGAACUCAUGACAGCAUUACAAGGAAAUCAGCGCAGGGCUAAGGAAGAGAGCCAAGUUGUGUGCUGCCGCCAUGGCCAGCUUCCAAAAGAGAUCAAAGUUGUGCCCUGUAACUCCCUUUGCCUCUUGAUUUAUACCGUGCUACUACUACUCCUUCUUCUUCCCAGGCCAAUCGUUGUCCAGCUGCCACUGCGAGAGGGACCAAUCCCGUUUAGGGAGGAGGAGAAGGGGCGGGGUCCCUUCUCGAGGGCUCACCUGCACCUGCUUCCUUGUUGCCUGAGCAUCAGGUGCACCGCUCAGACCUUUCGAAGAAAGUGAGUCGGGCGGGUGGGAUUCCCUCGCCACGAGAAGCGCGCGCGCGAGAGAGCUGGCUCCCUUACAGCUCGGCUGCUCUUUCCCAAGCGCCCCCCGCCCAAGCUGCUCGCGGUCGUCCCUAGAGACGGCUAGCUGAAAGGCCGGCUUCCGACGGCGGAUUGUUCUUCACCUGCGAAAGUUGGCGCUCCCUUUUGGAGCGGGCGGGCGCCGGAAGGAAGCCAAGUUCCCUGGCUCGCUCGCUCGCUCUCAAGAGUCAGCCUGUUGCUGCGGCAGCGAGUAGUUCCCUCAGAGAAGGAAGCCCAGGUAACGACGCUCUCGGCGAGAGGAUGGACUGACUCCCUCCAGCACCGCGCCUGCUCUCAGGGGCAAGAAGAAAAAGAAGAAGAGACGCUCCUCCGGCGCACAGGCCACCGGCCCCGAGUGCAGCGCAUCGCCCAGGAACCCCCUGACCGGGAAGGGGCGCGCGGGCGCCUCCUGCCCUCCGGAAGAUGGCCGAGAGCGCCGGCACGGCCGCCCCCUCGACGGGGCCCGCGGCCAAAGGCGGCUCCACGGGCGCCUGGUGGAAAUCGCUGACCAGCAGGAAAAAGCCCAAGGAAUCGCCAGCGGCUGCGGCUGCGGCUCCGGCUGCGUGGCCUCCUCGGCAGGUGCCUGAGCCUUCGGAGAUGCUCCCCGCCGCGCCCAGCCCCUCGGACUCGCAAGAGAACCAGCAGCCCAACUCGGGCAGCCGCCGGAACCUUAAGAUCUCCCGCUCGGGCCGCUUCAAGGAGAAGCGGAAAGUGCGCGCCACGCUGCUGGCGGACAGUCCCCAGCAGCUCUUCGAAGGGGCGCCGGGAGCCGCAGCCGGGAACCCCGCCCCGGCGCGCCCCGCCGAAGAGACGCCGUGCCAGUGACCACGCCUCCCCGCCGGCCCCUGCCAGGCCCAGAGGAGCAGCUGCCUGUCGGAUCUUGGGGAAAGGCGGCCUGGUUGCCGCCUCGUCUCCGCUCGAGGGGAGGCGCGUGUGUGCGCGCGCUCGGCUGCGCUUUUGGGGAACUGUGGCCUUGAGGAUCUUGCGCGCGAGUUUGCAGAGCCUCAUUCGCCCUCGCCGAGGGGACAGAUGAUGGCGAGGCGUCCGCCUUAGUCGACCACGGGGGUCUCCUGUUUCACGGGGAGGGCCGCAGAUCUCUGGAACAAUAGGAAUAUGCAAUAAGAAAGAAACCCGCUGAAGCUCAGCUGCCCUUUCCGGUCGUGAAAUUAAAGUGUGUUCAGCGGGCAGUGUCCCCAACGAAAUCGUCAUUGUGGUUUAUUUCACGGCCGCCACCACCUUUUGCAGAAAACCGCCAGUGCG